CUAACGUCCUUUAGCAGUUGUGGGAGACCAGCGGUUCUCCUCUCCCCUGCCGGGUCCCCACAGAGGACGUCUCUGAGACACGGCCCAGACGCUGUAAUCUGAGUUGUGUGAGCAGAAGGAGCAUGCUAGGAGGGACAAGAUGGGACGGAACCUCUGCACUGGACACUCUGUGGGGUACCCAGGACAGGACAGAUGAUUCUGUGAUGCAAGGUGGGAAAUAAAACAACAAGUCAGGUAUAAAACUCCUCAUUAAGAACAUGGGGCAAUCGGACACUCUGUCCUUUUACCCUUUAACUCUGAAACUCGCUCUGUUCUUCAUAUUCCUGUCCAACGAGCUCCGACAUGCUGCUGCUGGAGGCUCCAAGCUUCACGAACCUUCAGAUCCAGCCAAUAGCACAGAAACCUGCGCGGGUAGCUAUGAAUGUAAAGAAGGAGUGAUCUUGCCAAUAUGGAGGCCAGAAAACCCCUCGUUUGGAGACAAGCUGGCGAGAGCCACCAUCUACUUCGUCGCCAUGGCUUAUAUGUUCCUCGGGGUUUCCAUCAUUGCGGACCGCUUCAUGGCGUCCAUUGAGGUCAUCACAUCACAAGAGAAGGAAAUCACGAUCAAGAAGCCGAACGGGGAAACCACGACCACGACGGUGCGCAUCUGGAACGAAACCGUGUCCAAUCUGACCCUAAUGGCACUGGGAUCGUCUGCUCCAGAGAUCAUGCUCUCUGUCGUUGAGGUCUGUGGACACAACUUCGAUGCAGGUGAACUGGGGCCGAACACCAUUGUGGGCAGCGCCGCUUUCAACAUGUUUGUCAUUAUCGGACUUUGUGUUUCCGUCAUUCCCGAUGGUGACCAUCGCAAAGUCAAGCACCUCAGAGUGUUCUUUGUGACUGCAGCUUGGAGUAUCUUCGCUUACACCUGGCUGUACAUGAUCCUGGCUGUGAUUUCUCCAGGUGUGGUGGAGGUUUGGGAGGGCCUAGUGACGCUGUUCUUCUUUCCCAUAUGCGUGGUGUUCGCGUGGGUCGCCGACCGCAGACUUCUCUUUUACAAAUACGUUUAUAAAAGGUACAGAGUCGGAAAGCAGCGAGGAAUGAUCAUUGAGACUGAAGGAGAACCAGAACUUCAGACAAAAACAGAUGUGGAAAUGGAUGGACAGAUGCUCAGCUUUCUAGAUGGAACUGUGAAUACGUCAAUGGAGAUGGACGAGGAGGAAACCAAGAGAGAAAUUGCAAGGAUUUUAAAGGAACUGAAACAGAAACAUCCAGAAAAAGACAUGGAGCAGCUCAUGGAAAUUGCUAACUACCAACUCCUUAGCCAGCAGCAGAAGAGUAGAGCAUUUUAUCGCUGCCAGGCCACGAGGCUGAUGACUGGUGCAGGAAACAUCCUAAAGAAACACGCAGCAGACCAGGCCAGAAGAGCACUCGGCACCCAUGAACUACGAUCUGAGGUUUCUGAAAAUGAUCACUCCUCAAAGAUCUUUUUCGAUCCUGGUUCAUACCAGUGUUUGGAAAACUGCGGCUCAGUAGCUCUGAACGUGGUCCGACGUGGAGGCGACUUGACCAGCACAGUUUCUGUGAGCUACCGAACUGAGGACGGCACCGCCAACGUGGGCUCAGAUUAUCGGUUCACUGAGGGCGUCAUUAUCUUCAAACCAGGUGAGACUGAGAAGGAAAUCCGAGUAGAAAUUAUUGAUGAUGACAUCUUUGAAGAAGAUGAGCAUUUUCUGGUUCAUCUGAGCAAUGUCAGGGUUCUGUCUGAGGGAACAAACCACGAGGACUUGAUGUCCAAUCACAUGGACAGCCUGGCAGGACUGGGACUUCCAUCUACCGCCACGGUGACCAUCUUCGAUGAUGAUCACGCUGGAAUCUUUAUGUUCGAGGAGCCAGUGAUGCACGUCAGCGAGAGCAUCGGGGUGAUGGAGGUGAAGGUGGUGAGGAUGUCUGGAGCUCGAGGGGUUGUUGUGGUUCCAUAUAAAACCAUCCCAGGAACAGCUAAAGGGGGAGGUGAGGACUUUGAGGAUACCUACGGAGUCCUGGAGUUCCAGAAUGACGAGAUCUCUAAAUCUGUUCAGAUCAAUAUUAUCGAUGAUGAGGAGUACGAAAAGAACAAGAACUUCUUCAUGGAGCUUGGAGAGCCACGAUUGGUGGAGAUGAGUGAAAGGAAAGCCGUCUUACUGCAUGAGUGUGGUGGCUUCGUAAAGACAGACAAGCAGCUGUUUGGGAGAGAUGUGUACAGGAAAGUGCAGGGUAGAGACAACCCAGUCCCCUCUGACAUCAUCACCAUUACAGAUGAAGGAGAGAAGUGUUCUCUCUCUCAGAAGGAGGAGGAGGAGAUGAGGAUCGCUGAACUUGGACGACCAUCUUUAGGAGAAAACUCUCGACUGGAAGUCAUCAUCGAGGAGUCCUACGAGUUCAAGAGCACAGUAGAUAAAUUAAUAAAGAAAACUAACUUGGCUUUGCUGGUGGGGACAAACAGCUGGAGAGAGCAAUUUGUGGAGGCUAUUACAGUCAACUCAGGAGGUGAUGAUGAUGGUGAUGAAGAGUGCGGUGAGGAGAAGCUGCCGUCGUGUUUUGAUUACGUCAUGCACUUCCUGACCGUGUUCUGGAAGGUGGCGUUUGCGUUCGUUCCUCCCACUGAUUACUGGAACGGCUGGGCGUGCUUCAUCAUCUCCAUCUGCAUGAUCGGUCUCCUCACGGCCGUCAUCGGAGACCUCGCCUCACACUUCGGCUGCACCAUCGGCCUGAAGGACUCGGUCACUGCUGUGGUGUUCGUCGCCCUCGGCACCUCCGUCCCAGACACGUUUGCGAGUAAAGUAGCAGCGAUACAGGAUCAAUAUGCGGAUGCGUCCAUCGGGAACGUGACGGGCAGUAACGCCGUGAAUGUGUUCCUGGGUAUCGGCGUGGCCUGGUCCAUCGCCGCCAUCUUCCACCAAUGGCACGGUCGGGAAUUUAAAGUGGCACCGGGAACCCUCGCCUUCUCUGUCACACUCUUCACCAUCUUCGCUUUUAUCUGCAUCGCCGUCCUCAUGUACCGGCGUCGACCCAACAUCGGGGGCGAGCUGGGCGGGCCGCGGAGGUUCAAAAUGCUCACCAGCGGCCUGUUCUUUAGCCUCUGGCUCCUCUACAUCGUCCUGUCUUCACUUGAGGCCUACUGCCUUAUCAAGGGCUUCUGAACACACACACACAUACACACACAUACACACACAUAGACACAGGACAGCGUAGCUUAAUACAGGAAGUGACAUCACUGUCACAUUUUAAGAGACUCACUGCAUCAUCAAAGACGUCUGAGAAUGGCCAUGAGCAAGGAUACUCACCUGGGGUGCGAAUAACCAGCGCCAUAAAUACGAGAAAGAAAGAAACAGGACAUAAACAAGACAAGUGACAUCACGGCACUGUGUCUCAGAGACUGCUGGGUCAUUACAGACUUUUACAACGAAGCAACAAACAACAUAAUUCAAAUGUUCAGGUUCUGGAGCAGCCACUAGUGCUGCUAAUGUGCAUGGGUGUGUCCUCAUCACUUCCUACUUCCUGUCACAUGACUGAGCUCACUCAUCUUCAGACUUGCCCAUGACUUUGUCCUUGUCUUUGGGGGAACGGGUUCUGCAUGCGUCUGACCCUGACGUUGUAUAAAAACCAGAGAGAUUCGCUCUGAUGAGCUGCAGGUUGUGUUGCCGUGGAGACUAACCGUUCUGCGAUGGGACACACCCACUCUGCUCUGAUUAGAAGUGUUCUAUUAGAUCCACUGCUGUUUUUAAGCACCUUUAGUUCCACAGUGAAGACUUUUUAUAUGUAAAACCGUGUGAAGGUCACGCCGGGGGUUUAACGUGAAACAUGAUGCUCAUGGUGGACGUGGCCUGCUCAUGUCAUGUGACAUUCUGACGUCACUCAGCAUUGCUCCGGCGUUACAGCUGAUCUAAGUGAUGAAGAGUUUGCACACAAACCUAACCCCGCCCCUCAUUCUGGUAUAACCCCACCCCCUCAUAGAACUCCUACAUUAUUCCCUCUUUAUGCUCACACCUGGAGCCUUGCUGUGGGCGUGUCCUUCAGUUGCCAUGGUUACAGUGUUAGUGGCUCCCCAGCGAAGUGUCAGAAUAUAUGAAAUAUUAAACUACAGUACUUAUAUUUUAAAUGUUUGAUCUUCAGAUUUGCUGGUGCUUAACCACUGUGAAUAAACACACACACACACACACACACACACACACACACAGAUCCAGUUUUUAAAAUUGGGGAAAAAUAUCGGAAAAGCCGUGCGCCCUGAAUCCUGUUCACUUCUUACAUUAAUAAAGUUUGCUCAACUUCACUCCA
Clarias gariepinus (North African catfish) is the source of this 4296-nucleotide messenger RNA. RefSeq names its product solute carrier family 8 member 1a (gene slc8a1a). Gene Ontology annotation, biological process: calcium ion import across plasma membrane; cell communication; sodium ion transmembrane transport. Gene Ontology annotation, molecular function: calcium:sodium antiporter activity. The coding region runs from base 258 to 3161 and encodes 967 amino acids. The record is from RefSeq and is a predicted model, not a curated record. Gene Ontology annotation, cellular component: axon; sarcolemma; postsynapse. NCBI's taxonomy places the organism in Eukaryota, Metazoa, Chordata, Actinopteri, Siluriformes, Clariidae. The transcript has 11 exons.